GGGCGGAGAUUGUCAUGACAUUGCUAUUUCUGUACUGCGUGUGUUGUUCCAACCAUAGACUGUAUAAAAGGUUCCAAGAAGUAUAUCAAUGUCUGGUAUCUUAAAGGCAAUGUCGAAGUUUCGUCUGGCUGUGGUUCAGUUACAUGUUUCAAAGAUCAAGGCGGACAACUUGGAAAGGGCACAAAAACUAGUGAAGGAGGCUGCAGGACAAGGUGCAAAAGUUGUAGUCUUACCUGAGUGCUUCAACUCCCCUUAUGGAACCGGGUUCUUUGCUGAGUAUGCUGAGAAGAUCCCAGGAGAGUCCACAAAGGUGUUGUCAGAGGCAGCCAAGGAUUGUGGGGUCUAUUUAGUGGGCGGUUCCAUUCCUGAGGAGGAUGGAGGAAAGCUCUAUAACAGCUGCUUAGUUUUUGGACCUGAUGGUAAGCUGCUUGUCAAACACAGGAAAAUUCAUCUUUUUGAUAUUGAUGUACCAGGGAAAAUACGGUUUCAGGAGUCUGAAACACUAAGUCCAGGAAACAGUUUAUCCGUGUUUGAAACCCCAUUUUGUAAAGUAGGUGUGGGAAUAUGUUAUGACAUCAGGUUUGCAGAGCUGGCACACAUCUAUGCUAAGAAAGGUUGCCAGCUUUUAGUAUAUCCUGGUGCCUUCAAUAUGACCACCGGUCCAGCUCACUGGGAGCUGCUGCAGAGGGGGAGGGCAGUAGAUAAUCAGGUAUAUGUGGCCACUGCUUCACCAGCAAGAGAUGAAAGUGCCAGCUAUGUGGCGUGGGGUCACAGCUCUGUGGUUAAUCCUUGGGGGGAGGUAAUUGCCAAAGCUGGACCAAAGGAAUCUGUUCUCUAUGCCGACAUAGACCUGCAGUAUUUGGCUGAUGUGCGCCAGCAGAUCCCAAUCAACACACAGCGACGGAAUGAUCUAUACAGUGUUAACAGUGUUCAGGAGGGCUGAACUCUCAUUCACACGAAGCACUACAGUGGACUUUAAGACAGACUAAAUCAGCACUUUGAGUUAGACACAAGUCUUCAUCAGUGUAAUGUGGGGCAUCGCACAACAAAGAUGUUUGAAUUAAUGUGAACAACAAUUUGCAUUGUUUUGAGGUUUCUCUUAGAAUGAAAAUUAUAUUUGGAAUAGAUGAAAGAA
This is a messenger RNA of Carassius carassius (crucian carp), 1135 nucleotides long. It is a transcript of the gene nit2, whose product is annotated as nitrilase family, member 2. Bases 89 to 943 code for a protein of 284 amino acids. Gene Ontology annotation, biological process: L-glutamine metabolic process; oxaloacetate metabolic process. NCBI's taxonomy places the organism in Eukaryota, Metazoa, Chordata, Actinopteri, Cypriniformes, Cyprinidae. Gene Ontology annotation, molecular function: omega-amidase activity. Gene Ontology annotation, cellular component: mitochondrion. The record is from RefSeq and is a predicted model, not a curated record. The transcript is spliced from 10 exons.